GCCUUCUCGCCGCCGUCUUCCCCCACCUGCCAAGAAACCCGCGUUUCAUAGGCCGCGUCUGAAGAAGCUCGCCGCUGAUUGGGAGCGGGCCUGACUCUGGCUGCCGCCCGGGCUCGCCCUGAGGAGGAGCUGACGGGGCCAUGUCGGCGGCGGACGGUGCCCGGGAGGGCGGCAGGGCGGGCGCGGGCGGAGCGGCGGGUGGUCGCGGCCUCCUCAACCGUUUCGUGCAGCUGCCGGCCGGUCCGCGCUCGGCGGGCCAUCGAUCGCCCCCAGCAAGAAGCGGCCAUCGUUGCGUGGCAGAUAACGCCAACCUGUACGUGUUCGGAGGCUACAAUCCCGACUACGACGAGUCCGGCGGGCCAGAGAAUGAAGACUACCCGCUCUUCAGGGAGCUCUGGCGAUACAACUUCGCUACAGACACCUGGCAUCAGAUGGGCACUGAGGGCUACAUGCCCAGGGAACUGGCUUCCAUGUCACUUGUAUUACAUGGCAACAACCUCCUCGUGUUCGGGGGCACCGGGAUCCCCUUCGGGGAAAGCAACGGCAACGACGUCCACGUCUGCAAUGUCAAGUACAAAAGAUGGGCUCUGCUCAGCUGCCGAGGAAAGAAACCCAAUCGAAUCUACGGCCAGGCCAUGGCCAUCAUCAAUGGUUGUCUCUACGUGUUUGGAGGAACAACUGGUUACAUUUACAGUACCGACCUGCAUAAGCUGGACCUCAACACGAGAGAGUGGAUCCAGCUGAAACCAAACAACAUGUCCUGUGACAUGCCGGAGGAGAGGUACAGACAUGAAAUCGCACAUGAUGGUCAACGGAUUUACAUCUUGGGAGGUGGAACUUCCUGGACGGCUUAUUCCUUAGAUAAGAUCCACGCGUACAACCUUGAAACCAACACCUGGGAGGAAAUUGCCACAAAACCUCACGAGAAAGUCGGUUUCCCAGCAGCCAGAAGAUGCCAUAGCUGCGUCCAGAUAAAAAAUGAUGUGUUCGUUUGCGGAGGCUACAACGGAGAAGUGAUUCUGGGAGACGUUUGGAAGCUGAACCUGCAGACUUUCCAGUGGGUCAAGCUCCCCGCUGCCAUGCCGGAGCCGGUGUAUUUCCACUGCGCUGCCGUCACACCCGCCGGCUGCAUGUACGUUCACGGAGGGGUGGUGAACAUCCACGAAAACAAACGGACUGGCUCGCUCUUUAAAAUGUGGCUGGUGGUGCCCAGCCUGCUGGAACUGUCCUGGGAGAAGCUGCUGGAGUAUUUCCCCCACUUAGCGACUCUCUCCAGAUCUCAGCUUUUGCACCUCGGACUGACGCAGGGACUCGUUGAGCGACUAAAAUGAGAAUAUCCCGCGAUUCCGCACGACCAUCGAGAAGCCCACCCCCCUAUUUAUAGAUACCGUGGAUGAUCUUGCGAAGAACGUGGAGGAGCCCGCUCAGCGCCUUACUCAGCAAAUACAUCGAUGCCUUUCUAGAAGUUUUUACGUUGUCGAAAAGCCACUUUUUAUUUAUGGAGCUCUCAAUUACACCUUUAAUCAGAUACACUCUGGGACUGAUCCGUAACUUCCAACCAUCAAAGCGUUAUCAGCACACGCUUGCGACUUAAUUGGGGAGGGUGGGGAGCUUAGCGAAUGUCUGAGUCCGCGCUCGCAUGUGCUGCAUUCUUAGUAUUUUCACCAGGUGUACGUAACGGAACAUUCAGCGCAGAAAACAACCUGUUCUUAAGCUUUGGGUGAUGCUCAUCCCCGUAACGUAUAAAGACUGAGAAAUCCCGCCACUCAAAGGCUUUGCGUGUGUUUCACGGGCGCGUUCCCGUCUCGUUGAGCUUCACAAGACGGCUGGAACGUCGUGGCGAGUGAAACUUCUCCCCUUGCAGCUUUUCUCCGGCGCAGUCGAUUGGAAACACCCCAUGUCUGUGUUCCUCACCUUCUCCUAUGGAAAGGUUUGCUGGGAAGGUGGCUUAGAAGUGACCACUACUGUGUAAUUUACUCAGAGUGGCGAUGGGGAAGGGAAAAUGUUUUCCUGGAGCUUUUUUAACCCUUUCUGCUCACUCUGAGUGAGCUAACUGCAAAUAAUCCCCCAUAGAUUUCAGAGCUGUCUUCAUGUUGCACAACAUCCGAUGCGCAGGUUUUGAUGUUCCUCCAGGGCUGGGGAUGUUCUUGCCAUGGGGGUUUUACUGUGGGGGCCUCAUCCCAGGAAACACAGCAGGAAAAGAGAAAGGGAGAGGAAACAUCUCGCACAGGGAUGUUUGUCUGUCUGUCUGUCUCAUCUUACUUCAUAUACUGUGACAUAUAUAAGUGACCACCGAACUCUGAGCAGCUCCACUUCACCCUUUUCCUUUGGAGACCAUUUUUAAGUGCCUUUUUAAUUUUGUUUUAAAAUCAGCUUUGCCCAGUACCUUCCCCUUCCAAAGGCAAAACUUUGACUCCAGGGGUUUAAUUUCUUGUUAAGAGGUGGCAUUUCUGUUUAAAUAAACCAUAGCACAGUCUUGUUACUAGUCUGAACAGCACUGGCUGAUCAAGUCCCUGUUCCCCUCUGAAGGAGCUGAAGUUUUAGCACUUCAAGAUUAAGCUUCCCCUGCUCUUAGUGACAUUUUUCCCUCUUCUGGACCAUCAGUUGCUUUCAUUUUUUUGCAAAAUCCCAGAAGAACAAGAGUUGUCUGGAGAAGGUGGUGGCAGGUGGUUGUAGCUCUUGGAUCCAUCCCCUCCCUUGUACCUUUCCAGGACACGCAGUUUAUGGGCUGUGCUUAACUUUACACCUUCUGGACCCAAGCUUUGCUGGGACUUUUCUACUGGAACAACCAAGUCCUACACGUGCUGGUUCUUCCCUUGCCUACUGUCAAGAGCAUCUCCCAUCAUCACCAAGGCAAAAUUAAAACCAUCCAAGCCUGGACCUCUGA
Molecule: messenger RNA, 2887 nt
Organism: Columba livia (rock pigeon)
Lineage: Eukaryota; Metazoa; Chordata; Aves; Columbiformes; Columbidae
Gene: KLHDC10
Product: kelch domain containing 10
Exons: 9
Coding region: 141-1331 (396 amino acids)
Biological process (GO): positive regulation of stress-activated MAPK cascade
Molecular function (GO): protein binding
Source: RefSeq, a predicted model, not a curated record